AUGAGCACCCCUCCGUCCGCCUUCUUUGGCUACGGUCACCACGACGAUGACGAGGUCGAGCCACUUGACAGAGGACUUCAAGACCACCUCGAGUCACUAUUCGCAGAGUUCCACCGCCCAUCGACACCGCCGUCCCCACACCUGACCUACCCAAUCCGCACGCAAUCCGCUCAACCGCGCCUUAUAGCAUCCGCGCACGUACCAUUUGCACAGGGCCUGCCCGUUCCAGAACCCAAGAUCGACCUCCGUGACCUGGACUAUGUCUCCGACUAUGACCCGCACCUCAUGUGUCCAAUAUGUCACGUUCCCUUCGUCGACCCAAUCGUCCUCGACUGCGAUCAUACCUUCUGCCGCCAAUGCUACGACGAAUACUGCCGGGAGCCCGAUCCACGCGUCCAAUGUCCCACAUGUAGAGCAUACAUUCUUGGCCGCCCGCAACGCGCUUCCCGCCUGAUCGUCAACAUGUGCGACGACGUCAAAGUCCGCUGCCCAAAUGACGACUGCGAGGCUGUGCAUGCACGCGGAUAUAUGGAGAGACACGCGAUCAAGGAAUGUCGGGAGUACCCCAUGGACUGUCCUGGACGGAAUUGCGACAAGAAGGUCAAGCGCAAGAACUUCAUCGACGGCACGUGUAUCCACAGCUCACACAUCGAAUGUGAUUGUGGCGCAGUCAUCGAGCUCGGACGCGGCGAAUGGCUGAAGCACAAGGACGAGGACUGUCCUGCAACCGGCGUUAAGUGCGAGGCUUGUGGCGAGCGCAUCACCGUCAAAGCCUACCUCGCCGGCCAGAAUGGACACAUCUGCCAGGCAAACAUUACAAGCUACUGUCCAGGCGUCGAGUUCGGGUGCAGCACGAACAUCCCUUUCUCAUCACCCGAAGAGCUGGAAUUUCACUCUGUUGGCUGUCCCUUCGCUCGCUUAGCGCCACAUUUCAAGAAACAGGCCGAGAACCUGAAGUCCGUGACAGAGCAGCUCGCCCUCGCAAAAGUUCGCAACGAGGUCCUCGAGACGGGCCUUGACAAGAUCAACGACAUCAUCAACAAUCGCGUCCUGCCCGUCCUGCCCACCGACGCCGAAUCCAGCGUCGACACACCAGCCCGCGUUCCCUCACCAACCCUAUCCAUCGAGGAAGUCCCCCGCAUCCCCUACGAAGACUCCCCCGUCCCACCAAACCUGUACACGGACCUCGCCCUCCCAGCCCACCUCAGACCACUAACGCCCAACGUCGUCAACCACCACACACCCCAUCACCGCUCCCACUCCCAACAUCUCGAAGCAGAAGCAGAAAUGCAGCACCUCGCCCACGAAAUCUCCCAACUCCGCGACCAACUCCACGGCCUGCAAGCCAACCACGCCGAAAGCAGCAUGAUGCACAUGAACGAAACGCUCCGCCUGAAGGAAGAGCAGGCGCAGCAGGGUGCGGGCCUGUUCAGUAUACGUGCACAGGUGCAGUGGUUGCUGAAUCGCGAGAGGGAGAGGAUACAGAUUGCGCAUCAUCAGGCUGCUGCGGCUCAGCAGGGACAGUCGCAACCGUCGUCCCAGGGUGGAGCGGGGGUGCCAGCGCCCGGACCUUCCUCCUCGACGACAUCGCCAGCCGUGGCCGCGGCGAGACCGGUGGGUCUACAAAGAGGCAGGACGUCCAUGGCGUCAAACACCGAUCGGCCGUCAGAGCUGUUUCGCAAUCCGACUGCGCCUGUCCCCGCUAGCGGCACGAACGGCGAAGGCUCAACGACCAGUACUAGAAGCAGCUUCAGCAAUGCCGGCGUGGGGCUGAUGGAUGAUGCCGCCAAUGCUGCUGCUGGUGUGCCGAUCAGCGGUGCUGUGCCUAUGGCAAGAGGGAACUCUGGUGGUGUAAGCGGUGGCGUCGCUGUCGGUGUUGGUGUUGCUGGAGCAAGUCCGCGGAUGGUUGGCAGACCUGGUGGCGGUGGGAGGAGGUUGAGUGGGAGUCAGGAGCGGGUGAAGUUGUAG
Cyphellophora attinorum is the source of this 1968-nucleotide messenger RNA. RefSeq lists its product as uncharacterized. The record is from RefSeq and is a predicted model, not a curated record. The coding region runs from base 1 to 1968 and encodes 655 amino acids. The transcript has a single exon. Lineage: Eukaryota; Fungi; Ascomycota; Eurotiomycetes; Chaetothyriales; Cyphellophoraceae.